CUCAGUCUCUUGAAGGCGGUUCUUACCUGUCUCUCGCCAGCUGUAACAUCCAAUGACCUCAGCCGCAGAGAUCUACGCAAACCAGCUUCUUCCUAGGCGUCACGGGCUGCCGCUCUGGCAGCCCGAACCAACCAAAUUUGGCGAGGUGCUCAUCGGCGAUGUCGGAUUCAUCCUGGAGGGGUGCUUUUACCGCCUCUUCAACGCGAUUCGUCCGGCAGAUGAUCCGGUGAAUGCCCACUUUGGCGUCCCACCCGACUUUGUACCGCUGCGAUACAACGAAACCGCGAUGCUGCAUACCACGGCCAACUAUCUGCCGCCAGGCCCGCUGCACAGCUCCUCCAUGCGCCAGAUCAAAUCCAGUUACGGCGCAGGCGCCGCCUACAAGUUCAGUUGCAAGAGCGACCAGGGCGCGCUCGUCGUGCUCGGCGAUCACGCCACCCGUUCGCUGGUUCUCCAAAGCUGCACCGCGUUCCAACAGUACAUGCACCAGUACCAUGACGCGUGGCACGCGUUCGCUACCGCCCUCGGGCACACGCUCGACUCGUCCGAGAUCGUGCUCGUGUCCGGCUGGCUCAAAACGUCAUCUUGGGCACUCGCGGCGUGCACGAGCUGCGGGCGCGCACACGAAGUCUCCAUCCAGGCGCAGCUUGGGUCGAUGGCCGGUGUCGAGUUCGGCAUCGAGAUCGCAGAGGACGCCGCACUCUCCUUCGAACAGCGAAGCGGACCAACACGAGAGUGGGUGCCAGAGGAUGGCAAGUUUCCGCGGGAUCAGUGCCUGUUCCUGAGGUACUACAAGAUGAAACGACGAAUUUUCUUGGGCAAGAGGCUCGUUGCGGCGGGGUCGCGCGAACAGAGCCUGACAGAUUCCGAUCAGGCGAUGCUCACGAAGAUCCUGGCAGACAAUAUCGAUGGAUGCCUGUCAUCAUCAGACGAUUUUGCAGAGAGGGCAGCUGACUCGUCGUCGCAGACGGUAUGCGCUGACGAUGAUGUCAGCGAGCUCGAGAUUCAAGAAGAGCCCCAAUCUCUGUACCAUGCAAGUGUCUCGAUAUUUCAGUAUGCUCUGGACGCUGGUCAGUGCUGACGCGUAUUCCAGGACCCGAUCGACGAUCUACUCGAUUAUAUUCUCGCGGUAUGCUUAGGAGCCAUUUGUCGCGACCCGAAGUGACUGACGUCCGCUUGCAGGAAUCUGAGGCUGAGGUUGCCAUCGCAAGUCACGACGACUUGUUUGACCUCUGCUUAGAUGGUGUGUCCUAUCUU
Messenger RNA from Phanerochaete carnosa HHB-10118-sp, 1257 nucleotides. RefSeq lists its product as uncharacterized. The coding region runs from base 53 to 1081 and encodes 342 amino acids. The record is from RefSeq and is a predicted model, not a curated record. The transcript has 2 exons. Lineage: Eukaryota; Fungi; Basidiomycota; Agaricomycetes; Polyporales; Phanerochaetaceae.